Molecule: messenger RNA, 1345 nt
Organism: Mytilus trossulus (common blue mussel)
Lineage: Eukaryota; Metazoa; Mollusca; Bivalvia; Mytilida; Mytilidae
Product: dynein axonemal heavy chain 7-like
Exons: 3
Coding region: 202-693 (163 amino acids)
Biological process (GO): microtubule-based movement
Cellular component (GO): dynein complex
Molecular function (GO): dynein light intermediate chain binding; minus-end-directed microtubule motor activity; dynein intermediate chain binding
Source: RefSeq, a predicted model, not a curated record
UCCUUAAACAAAAUACCUUUAAAUUGUUUUAUGGAAGAAGUAAUACAAUACUACGUAUAUUAUUUUCAUCGAUCAUUGUACGUAUGAUCCAACUUAUGUCAACUUUGACAAUACAGUUAUAAUACUUUUAAAGAAACAUUCCGCUGUUUCUGAACUUUGUCACAAAAUGUUGGAAUAAGUCUAUUAGAGGAAAAAUAACCCAUGAUGGCGACCCAAGAAGUUGAUAUAAAUUUAGUUAUGAAGGAUAUGAACAAGAUUACAAGAGCAGACUUGUGCGAGUUGAAAAGUCUAUCAGCUCCUCCGAGUGGUGUUAUUGAGGUAAUGCAAGCAGUGUGCCUACUUCUAGGGAAUGGCAAGUGUUCCUCUUGGACAGAUUCACAGAAACAACUCAGUGACCCAAACUCUUUUCUACAAAGACUUAAAAACGUAGACAAAGACAACAUACGGCCAAGUAUAAUGACUAAAAUACGUAAAACUUACACAAGUGAUCCAGAUUUCACCUUUGAAAGAAUGCUGAGCAAAUCCAAAGCAGCCGGAUCAUUGUGCAGAUGGGUUAUUGCAAUGGAUCAAUAUGAUAAACAUUUGAAAAAUUCGUCACAGAGAGAGAAAAAGACAACAGAAAAAACAAACAAAAGUGAAAAGCUUUCUCGGUAUUCGGUAUCAACAUUUGGACAUAUUUGGAAAUAUUUAUAACUAUAAAUAGUUUUUAUAUACUAUAACACAUAAACUUUUUUUUUUAUCUAUACAUGUAUAUUUGUCCAUUUCUGCACAAGGACAAACAUUUUAUCGCCAAAAUGUUAUCGAAAUGCUAAAUUUUGACAACUGCUGCGAGUACAUACAUGUAUGCCGAAUGCUGUAAAUAUUUGAAAGAUUCUUGAAACGAAGCGUCUAAACGAUGAUCAACGAUGUCGGAGCGAAAUAUAUGUAAAGAAAUUAAAAAAAAAAAGGAUGCAAACAUGAGAUGUAUUCAACAGCUCAGUGCAGUUUAUUCAUUUGGCGUAUAGCAGCUUGACUUGCUUUUUCUAAUUCAAACUGAUUAUAGACUAGUCAUUAUAGCGUCCGUCUAGCAGAAGAACUGCAACUACUUUUUUUGAAAAGUAUUUGUUUUAACAAGGGUUUCGAAAUCCACCACCUCCUGCACUAGAGGCAAGCACUAUUCUACGAGACAUGUGUUUAUUAGUUUUCUUACUUGAAACGCGUUGACUUACAAUGUAUAUCAAUGAUUUACUCUUUCAUGCAUCAUCUCAAUUUUUUGAUGCAUGAUUCUCCAGGGAAUACACUUGACACAAUGUCUUUGAACUCAAUUUUGAUUUACAUGUACAAACUUCUUACAUAAUUAUUAAAU